GUUAUUACUGCUGGAAAUUUGUCUUUUGUCUCUGUCUGACGAACGAGUUGUUGUCUUGUCGAGUUAUACCGAAAGAAACAAGAUCACCUAGCCAUGGAUUACAACGCUAUGCUUGAGAAGCUGCUGGAUGGUGGUUACCUCCCUACGACAGUCAUUCGCGCUGGUAUCCGCCAGCAGCUACGCCAGCGAUUGACAUCUAUCGCAUCGACAUCAAACGCUUCUGCUUAUGACACCAAAAUGAAGUAUGUUGAGCUUCUCCGUGAGAGACCUAUUGCGAUUGAGACGGCCAAAGCAAACACGCAACAUUAUGAAGUCGGUACUGGUGUUCUUAAAAACAUGCUUGGUCCGAACAUGAAGUACUCGUGCUGCCUUUACGAGGGCCUGAAGCCUGGACAAGGCAUUGGCGAGGCAGAGGUGCUCAUGUUGGAAGAUUACGUCAAGAAGGCGGACCUGAAGGAUGGCAUGACCAUGUUUGAUCUUGGAUGUGGAUGGGGAUCGCUCAGUUUGUUCCUUGCCAAAAAGUUCCCAAACUCAAAGAUCACUGGGUUCUCCAAUUCACGCACGCAAAAGGAGUACAUUGAUUCGCAAGCUAGAGAGCGAGGACUGAGCAACCUGACGAUUGUCACGGGAGACAUUUCUACGUAUGAGUUCCAGGCGCCAUUGGCAGGAUCAUUUGAUCGUGUCUUGUCGAUAGAGCUGUUUGAGCACAUGAAGAACUACAAGCUUCUGCUCGCCAAGGUAUCAAGUCUGCUCAAGUCAGGUGGUAAGCUGUUUGUGCAUAUAUUCGCACACAAGGACAGCCCCUAUGACUUUGAGGACGGAUGGAUGACGGAACACUUCUUCACGGGUGGAACGAUGCCGAGUGCAGAUCUGUUGCUCUGGUUCCAAGAUGACCUGAAAUGCCAACGCAUGUGGUGGGUCAACGGCAAGAACUAUGCGCAGACGUGCGAGGACUGGCUGUCGAUCAUGAACAAGAACAGGCAAGUGCUCUGGCCGCAUUUGGAGGAGACGUAUGGCAAGGAGAAGACGUUGACUUGGUUCCACCGCUGGCAGAUAUUCUACCUCGCAUGCGCCGAGUUGUUUGCGUACAACGGUGGAGAGGAAUGGGGCGUGUGCCACUACUUGUUUGAGAAGGCAUAGACGAGAGAAUUGGUAUUGUGGUAUAGAGGAAAUUGAAAGAGAUUGACGUUCGUGAAUCAGUGAUCCCAAGGGUGCUUCCAGCCGAGGAGAGCAGGGCCGUCCUGUGUCCGAGGUUAAUAGGUAGGAUGGUGUCGGGGCGCGGGAGUCUAGAUACCUUCUUGGCUCUGUACAUCAACUAGACGACAUGUCAGAAAGAGAGCAUCCCGAAGAGAAGCGUUCGGACUUACGAAGAACCACAUGCUGGCACCAAGACCGGUCGCAGCGAAUCUGUAGAGAGGACGGACGGGGUGGAUGUGGAUGGGG
Molecule: messenger RNA, 1443 nt
Organism: Aureobasidium subglaciale EXF-2481
Lineage: Eukaryota; Fungi; Ascomycota; Dothideomycetes; Dothideales; Saccotheciaceae
Exons: 4
Coding region: 94-1140 (348 amino acids)
Source: RefSeq, a predicted model, not a curated record